UCAAUGGAAAACCCUAGACCGACUCCUUUCGCACUACGCCAUAUAAAGCUCCAGAGAAACAACGGCCGUUGCCGAAACCCGUGGUCGCAUCGCCUCGCUGCUCGAGUUCUUCCAAGAUGUCGAAGCGAGGGCGCGGAGGAACGGCGGGUAACAAGUUCCGGAUGUCGCUGGGUCUGCCGGUGGCGGCGACGGUGAACUGUGCGGACAACACGGGGGCGAAGAAUCUCUACAUCAUUUCCGUCAAGGGGAUCAAGGGACGCCUCAACCGCCUGCCCUCGGCCUGCGUCGGGGACAUGGUCAUGGCCACCGUCAAGAAGGGCAAGCCCGACCUCCGGAAGAAGGUCAUGCCCGCCGUCAUCGUCCGCCAGCGCAAGCCGUGGCGCCGAAAGGAUGGCGUCUACAUGUACUUUGAAGAUAAUGCUGGAGUGAUUGUUAACCCGAAGGGAGAAAUGAAAGGAUCUGCUAUUACUGGACCCAUCGGGAAGGAAUGUGCCGACUUGUGGCCAAGGAUUGCUAGUGCAGCAAAUGCGAUCGUGUAGGGUCAUGGUUCUUGGGGUCAAGAGCUGAGGUUUUGGUUUAUGUUUAUUUGUUUCAAGAAAUAGUAUGUAUCAGUGUUGUUUGAGUUGGUUACCCUGGUUAGUGAUGUUUACUAGAGUUCUUCAUCUUAUGGAUUUGAUGUUCUGCUGUUGGUCACAUUUUAAUUUUAAACGGUCUCUUUCUAUUAUUUCAA
Molecule: messenger RNA, 730 nt
Organism: Musa acuminata AAA Group (dessert banana)
Lineage: Eukaryota; Viridiplantae; Streptophyta; Magnoliopsida; Zingiberales; Musaceae
Product: large ribosomal subunit protein uL14x/uL14z/uL14y
Exons: 4
Coding region: 117-539 (140 amino acids)
Biological process (GO): translation
Cellular component (GO): cytosolic large ribosomal subunit; ribosome
Molecular function (GO): structural constituent of ribosome; large ribosomal subunit rRNA binding
Source: RefSeq, a predicted model, not a curated record